GUCGCAUGCGCACCACGCAACCCGUCCCUAAGCGCAGACGCAUCGAAACACGCGCGCGGGAAAACUUACGGCCGCGCUUUCUUCGGCGCUCGCGGAAAGCUUCGAACUUUGAUCUGAUCAGUGCCAGUGUGGAUUUUUAUUUUUUUCGCAGUGAUUGAUUUAUUGUUUAGAGGAAAAAACAAUUGUUGGUUUUUUGUCUUGCGUCAGCAAGGUAAUCGGGGCAGAUAGCAUUAACGGUUGGCUCCGCGCUCGAGUGUGGCAGACCGCAAGCAUGACGAGCGCCCACGGCUGCGCUCUCGUGCUGCUGUUGCUGAUACAAACUGCGUGCACACAAGAUUACGAUGUCACAGACAUCCAAUGCACAUUCUCAAGCGGCGGGUCGGGCAUCCGUGACUCGGUGACAGCACUCCUGCGCAAGCCCGAAGGCUUCCGAGGGGCGCCGCUGUUCGCCGACGACCGCGCCACCGACCCCCUGGCCGACCCCGUGUGCCAGAUCCGACCAGAACCUGACGACCAGACGGAACUGCUGUACAGGCUACGAAUUACAGACUUCACGAGGUGCGGGGUGCUGAAGAGGAAUGGUUUCGUGCACGUCCGAGUGUGGUUCCCACAGUUCCCCGGGGUGGUGAUGCAGUCGGACCAGGAGCUCAUCAUCAUGUGCAAGCCUCCGGAACCCACCAUCAUCGAGAACAAGGCAGCUGGCUUCGCUGGCAGUUUCCCCCACGGAGCGCGUGUGUCCGGGGUGGUAGAAGAGACGCCAGGUCGGCUGGAGUACGAGGUGGCGCUGUACAAGGAGGCGCCGCCGGUCACGCGCCACUCCAACCACUCCGUCGACCUGCCUGUAGACCAGGUAACUGCUGCGGUACCGAUCGGCACAAAGCUUCAGUUGCGCGCGCGCAUCAACCCCGAGUCAGCAUGGCGCCACAUCAAGCUGCUGGAAGUAGCCGUCUCUCCUGACCCAGACCGCCCGCACGCUGCUGGCUCCGUACUGCUGGUCAAAGAUGGCUGCCGUAACCGCGAGUACGCAACCAUCAUCCCGCACCAGCCGGCGCGCUACCGGGAGCGGCACAACGAGGUGUUCCUGGACUUCGAGGCCUUCCUGCUGGCCUCCAUGAAGGAGCGCUCCACUCUCUGGAUCCACUCGCAGAUCAAGGCGUGCAUGGACGCCGCUGACUGCCAGCCCGAUUAUUGCCUGGACUUGUAUGAACCCUCGGGACACGGCCGCAAACGCAGAUCUCUCCCUGACGCGGAACACACCUACAACAUCACCAGCUCUGCGCUGGUGUCAGACAACAAUAGUACGCCCUUCACGCGGUUCAAGGAGAACCUCGAGUACACCGUGGUGAUGCCAGGGGAGCUGUUCCACCGGACUCCGCUGGAAGCCACCUGCGCGACUUCCAUGAUGGUUGCAGUGGCGCUGGGAGCCUUGCUCUUUAUGUCCGCGCUUUUGAUGUGCUAUCUAGCAACCAAACUGAACUCAACGAUGAUCAAGAACAGCAGCUUACAAGCCCCCAACGGGAAGGGCUUCGAACAGAUCCUGAGGGAGCUGGCGCACCACUCGCUCCCUGACUCAGGAUACGCUGGGAGACCCACUGUACAAUAACACAAAACUUAAAAUAUAAUUAACCUCACUCGCUUGAAUACGAGAAACUUCUUGCCUAUAUUCUUAUUCUAUGUAUAAUUUUGGGGUUAGAUAAUUUUACAUUCCUAUAAACUAAUAACAUCCUCUUUCUCUAAACUGUAUCUACACAUCCUCAAGAAAAUAAGUGACUGGUAAUUUUAAAAGAAA
Ostrinia furnacalis (Asian corn borer) is the source of this 1789-nucleotide messenger RNA. RefSeq lists its product as uncharacterized. The coding region runs from base 272 to 1603 and encodes 443 amino acids. The transcript is spliced from 9 exons. The record is from RefSeq and is a predicted model, not a curated record. NCBI's taxonomy places the organism in Eukaryota, Metazoa, Arthropoda, Insecta, Lepidoptera, Crambidae.